AUGCUCAUAAUUCUUUAACUUUUGAUUUACUAAGCAUAAUCUGAACUUAUAUAGAUUUUAACUAAGCAGGAAGUAAUUUUAGAGGUCUUUACUUCAGCUGGAAUAAUCCUUGAACAAUAAUUAACAGAUUAAAGAUUAUGUCACAUUGUACCAUAAUAAUUAGUGGCUCAUGACAUUGAUGAUAAUUCAAUAACCUUAAUCGAAAGUUACAAAGAUGAAAUAUUUAGUUAAAACUUUGAGCUUGGAUCCUUUGUUGGCAAAAUAGGAAAGAUUAUAAAAUUUGUAUAAGUUUCUAAUGGGGUUUUGGUGUUAUAAGAUGAUGCUCAAUUAAAAUAUUUAAGUUAUCAAAAUAAUUCCUUUAGAUUGAAAUCGACUUUUAUGUUAGAAAUUGACAAAUUCGCUUUAGAAGGCAAUGUAUUCUUAGAAUAUUUUUAUUAUCAAUAAUAAGUUUUAUUGAUAGCAAAUACUUAAACAUUAGCAUUAGAUUUAAUUUAUGAUGAUGAGGAUCUGUAUCUAAAAUAGUAUAAAAUUUAUGAGCAAUGGCAAAUAUCUCAUAUAAACAGUAUUGCAACAGUUGGUAAUAUUAUGAUUGUAGCUAUGGAUACUGGAAUCAAAAUAUUUGAAUUCAAGGAUCAUUUAUUAAAUGAGUUAUUAAUAGAAAUCGAUUAAAUUAAUCGUGUUACUGAUAUCAAAAUUUUUAAUAAAAAAAAUAAUGAAAUUUACUAUAUUUAUUUAUUAGAUAAGAUACAAGGAAUUAAUCAGUAUAUUUUCAAUACCGUAACUUAGAAUCUUUAACUUAAUUCAAAAUUAGGUAUCAUUCCAUAUCCAGGUGAAAUCCUUGAUAUUUAUAAUGAAAUAUUAAUGAUUGUGAAAGAUAAAAAUCUAUAUGAGAUUCGAGUAGAUUAUUAUAGAAAUUAAUUUACACUUGUUAAAUAGCAUGAGUUAGAAACUGAAAUUAUUGAUAUUGAAUUGACAGAAUAAUUUGCUAUUGUAAUAGGUAGAAAUGGUCAUUAAAUAUUGUUUCAUUCAAUUCCAUCCACUUAUUCUUAAUUUGAGUGGAUGAAUCAAUUAGUUAUACCUAAUUUAAAAUAAUUGGGUAUUUUAUCUUUGAAUUUAGAUUAAUAAAAAUAAUAGCUUAGAGAGGGUACUUCUUCUCAUAAUAUAAUAAUUGGAAUAACAUAACACAAAUUCUUUUAUUCUAAAGUGGAAUUGGUAAAUAUCUUGAUUAUUGAAUAUAGGAAAAAUCAUUUAUAUAAUGUUAUUCAGAUGAAAUGACUACUGAAAUUCAAUUAAAUUAUAGUCAUAAGGCAACUAGAUGUAAAUAUAAUUUGAAGAGUCGAGAAUGUGAACUUAUUAAAACAUAUAAAAUCUAAUUCGUUGAACCUAAACAAUUUGGAGGUAAUAAAUAAACUUAUUUACUAAUAAUAUUGCUAUACAUAGUGAUAUUAUUAUUAUUUAUUUUAUUUAUUGGAGCCUUAAUUUAUUUGUAUAAGAAAUAUCAAGUAGAUCAUGAAAAAUAUAAUGAACAUAUGCCAGAUGUAACAUAAAAUUUGAAAACAGACAAUUAAAACAAUUUUUAAAUUCCAUCGUCGAACUAUUUAGUCCCUAUCUCUAGAGAUGACCAAACACCAAUCUCUGAAUAGCGAGAAUAGAUGAAUCAAUAACUUCGAAAUAAUAGACCAAUAACAUAAGAAAAUGGUGAUUUAUCUCCUGGACCCUUUGAAAUUGGUUGA
Molecule: messenger RNA, 1733 nt
Organism: Paramecium sonneborni
Lineage: Eukaryota; Ciliophora; Oligohymenophorea; Peniculida; Parameciidae
Source: the annotation of a GenBank genome assembly